GGAAUCAAGCUCUUAGUACAUUGAAUGCUUGGAGACCGAUGACUAUCCCUAUGUCACAGUGGUUUCGACUCACUCAAUCAUAUGCACUUCAACAUACAGCGCAUGCUGCUUUCGCCUUUGCUUUUGCCUAUUCUUUGGGAGUGCUUGCAGGAUAUGUUUCGAGACACACACUUGCACACAGGGUGAGGACCUGCACAGGCUGCACAGAGAGCUCACAGAGAGUGAUGCAACCUGGGAGCUGCUGAUGUGAUGAAAAAUAAAGCCAAAGAAAAGCCAGCCAGUGAACUGAACAGGAGUGGGGACAUGGAGUAACAGUGUCUGACUAUACACAGCCACAGAUAGAGCUCAAUGUGUUGGCAUAUACCAUGGCGGAUUCUGUCUGACACAGUGUAAGGUACCCGGAGAUGUGCGAUUCCAGAUAGCGCUGUGUAAGCCAUUUCACAAAGGGCCCUAUAGCAGGUGCAUCGACAGUGUUGGAUUCACUGACUGUCACUGCAUGGAUGAAGACCGAUAGAUGGCAUUGGAUUCACAAAGCAAAGAGUGUCAGAUGAACACGUCCUAAAUAGCACUGGAUGCACCCUUACAGUUGGCAGUGGAUGAGCACGGACAGAUAGAAUUGGGAUCGGCUGAUACAGACGGAGAACGCUAGAGCUAGAUGAGCUACUGCAGAUAGCAGUGUAGAUCCACUGUUAGCGAGCUAGCGCAGGCAGGGAGUUGGAGUGGGAGGCAUAGCACCAUGAACCCCAGAGAGAGCGGAGGAGGAGUGGAGGACAUGGAGACCCAGGCGGGAGGGUUGGCGUUGGGGGAAGAGGGUGGCAAGGCCAGCCAUGGAGGAGAUGGAGAAGAGGGGGAAGAAGACAAGGCCUCAGCCUACGACUGCAACGUGUGUGGCCGCAGCUUCCCCUUCCAGAGCUCUCUGUCGCAGCACAUGCGGCGCCACACAGGUGCACGCCCCUACAAGUGUCCCUACUGCGACCACCGCGCCUCCCAGAAGGGCAACCUCAAGGUCCACAUCCGCAGCCACAAACUGCGCACACUCACUAGCCACCACCCCGAGGAGGAGGAGGGGCCAGAGGAGGAAGAGGAGGGUGAAGUGGGUGUGUCCGAGGGCCUGGACGGUGGAACCAGUCCGACGAAGAGCAGCUCGGCCUGUAACAGGGUCGUCAACGGAGACGCUAACACAGAAGAGGGCAUAGGGAAGACGGCGGUGAGGAGCGUCAAAAGGGAGAAGUCCAGCUCUGAGCAGCGGCCAUAUUGCUGCCGUCUGUGCGGGUACCAGACCCAGCGCGAGGACCAACUCCUCAGUCACAUCGAGAAGGUCCACAUCACAGCCGACAUGGAGGACGAGACUAACCCAGUGAGUCAGGAGGCAGUGGUGACGGAGGGAGAAGCAGGGACUCAGGUCACUGAUGGUGCCUUCCCCUGUGAGACGUGUGGCCAGGUGUUCACACAGGCCUGGUUCCUUAAGUCCCACAUGAAGAAACACGCAGGCCUCCUUGAGCACUGUUGUCGGGUGUGUGGCCGUCGCUUCAGGGAAGCCUGGUUCCUCAAGAGCCACAUGAAGACCCACAAUGGUUCCAAGGCCUCCGGCCGGGGGAAACCCAAGGCAGACUCUCAAGAGGCCGCGGCCACCAUCAACGACGUGACCCAAGACCCAGAGACCAAUGUGACCUCCACAAGCCUUUACCAGGUUUGCUCCAAGUGUGGCAACCUGUUUCAUGACCGAGAGAGCCUGAGGGCCCACGAGAAGGUCCACAACCAGGCUAAGCAGCCGACACAGGGCCAGAGACCUAGUGACGACGGGGACUCUCCCAGUGCCAAAAGGCGCCUCUUGGACUACCUCAGCCUCCGCCCAGCUGCCGAAGAAAAGCCCCAGGAAGAGAAGAGGCGCUUGGGCCAGAGAAUCCCCGAGCUGGACCCAGUUUGUAGCUACCAGGCCUGGCAGCUGGCUACUCGGGGCAGGGUUCUGGAGCCUGUGGAGUCAUACAGUAUAAAGGCUACGGUAGGUGGAGAAGGGGACGAGGCCCUGGCUGGAGGGACCGUGGUGUACGAGAAGGAGAGCAGCCGCUACAUCCUGGAGGGCCAGCAGAGGGAGAGACGCUCAGGGAGACGCAGCAGUGCCAGCGGGGGAGGGGGUAGUAGCCACCACACCUCCACGGGGGAGCGCACCCCCGAGAGCCUGAGCGACUCGGAGUACCGUCCCUCCUCCCGCCAGGGCCGACGUCCCUCGUCCUUCCAGCAAAGCCAGGCCAAGUCCACCGAGUGCUUCGAGUGCGGAAAGGUGUUCCGCAGCCACCACCAGAUGAUUGUGCACCAGCGGGUCCACCAGAGGCGAGACGGGGGCAGGGGUUCCGGGUCCGGAGGGGACAACAGGGCAGGGCAAGGAGUGGACCGCUGGGGAUCCACCAGUGACCCCGAAUCAGGCUCCCCCAGCAGGCCCAGCACCCCAGGGUACGAGAACUCACCACCAGCCUCCACCCUGGGAGAGGACGCCCCUGAGAUGAGCACCGCCAAUGCAGUCCAACUGGCAGAUGAGAAGCCUUACGUCUGCAGCCUGUGUGACUUUGUCAGCACAGAGUCCUCUGCCUUCCUGUCCCAUCUACGUCUCCAGCACACCUGUGACGGCCGCCCCAUUCCAAUUCCCAACCCCAGCUCCAGCUCUGAGAGAGGCACCCCCAGUAGCUUCCCCAAGCUGAAGAGGGCCCUCCUCGAUGGGCUUGCUCAAUCCUCUGCCCCCCACCCUUACCUCUCUGCCCGGCCGUCAAGAGACAAAUGCACCGCCGAGAGCAGUUCACCCACUGACCCUCACCAUGUUGCUCCUCUGGACCUGUGUGUGAGAGCCGAGGGCCACAGGGGCCCAGCCUCCUCAGUCCUUCAGCAGAAGGGCCUGCCCAGUCAUAAGUGCUCCUACUGCUCCCACUCCACCCACUACCUGGAGGUGCUGUGGAUGCACCAGACUGUCGCCCAUCGUAUCAACAGCAGCGCCCUGGCCCCCAAAUGGGCCCUCCUGAAGAAUGGCUUCAAGGGCCCCCGAGAGGGUUCGUCCUCCAGGAGACGCACGGGCCCUCCUCCUGCUCUGGAUGGGAGGGAGUGUCCCCCGUUGCCCCCUGUGGUGCGCACCCCCCGCACACGCCCCCCAUCGUUGAAUGGGGGCCAGAAGAAAGACGGCAGGGACAGGGCAGCCAGUCAACCCAGCACCUCUUCCUCCUCCACACAAGGAUCCUCUGCCUCAGGCUCCCAGAGUGUGCGGCCUCCCAGGGCAGGCAGCAGACAGAGAAGCGAGGCUGUGCCAGAUCAGGGCCAGCGCUCUCGCUCCAACUCCAGGCCCAGGGUGGAGAUCUACCCACGGGGAGGCUCCUCGACUGGCUCCCUGGAGAAGAGCACUGCGGCCGGGGCUCCCCAGCGACCCUCAGCCCCUAGCCCCAGUGUUGGAGGAACCACCAGGCUGGUGGAUAGGUACAUGUUGCCUCAGGAAGGCCUUGGAUUCAUGCUGUCCAGCAAACAUGGCCUGGCAGAGUACAGCAGAGCCAGGAGCUCGCCUCAGCCCCAGCCCAAGUCCAGCAGCUCCCAGUCCCACACCCAGUCUCACCCCCAGUCCCAGGGCAGACCCAGGGCAGAGCGCCCAGCCCACAACACCACCACGGCAGGCCAGGGCUACGGAGCCUCCCACUCCCAGACACAUGGGAGCGCCGUCCAGGUAUCCUCCGCCUCUUCCUCCUCCUCCUCCUCAGCCCAGCGUGCAGAGGUGAAACAGGAGGAGGCACGGAGGGUGGAGACACCAGAGCUGCCCAUGGACAUCUUGAGCUUCCUGAAGAACUGCAACUCCAAUGACCUGGCGACACUCUACCACCGCUGGGGCGCCGCGAACCCCCUACUGGACCCCACAGGGAUGCUGAGGUCUCUGGUUCGACAAGGGGAAUACGGCUGCCAAGAGUGUGGGAAGAGCUUCAGUCAGCCCAGUCACCUCCGCACACACAUGAGAUCCCACACAGUCGUGUUUGAUUAUAACGGACUCCGAGGUGCUGACGCUCAAACCAACCCCUCGGAAGCUCCCAAACAAGGGAGAGACCGUUCCGGUGCCGCCUCUGCCCGUACCGAGCCUCUCAGAAAGGGAACCUAAAGACCCAUGUCCAGAGUGUCCACCACGUGCAUUUCGACAACGCCCAGUACCCUGAUUACAGACCACCGGCACUGGGCCCCGAGCAGGAGGAGGAGCAGGUUCGGGGUGGUGGUUCUCAUCCACCACCCCGACCUAAUAACAGACCCACCAACGUGACAUCCCCAGGGCCUAAGAUAGAGACUCCAUCCAUAUUCCCAGCCCCUCCCCAAAGACAGCAGAGAGACCUGAGAGAUGUGUCAGAGACACCACCUGACAGAGUGACAUCAGAAUGAACUCACCCCUAUUGCCCUUUUAGAUGAAAUAUUACCAGGACUAUUUGAAAUGUGUUUAAAAAUAAGAAAUAAAAGGAUUUCUUGGAAAGAGAAGAAAAAUCGGACACAACCAAAUGCUGUUUUGUUUCCUCUGUGGACCCAUGGGCAAGGAUGGCAUGGUGGCAUAGUGACGUUCCUAUAGCUUUCCAUUUUCCUAUUUUUCCCCAUUUGAUUUAGAUUGUGAUUAAAUGGUUUUGUUUAUUCCUCAGGACACUGAUCCCUUAAUAACACACGGCAGAAUGGAGCAGCCAAGUUGGUGAUGUUUACACUGACUGAACUGAACUCACUUAACUAACCCUCCGAUUGCAGCUAACUUGACAGACAAGCUCAAGACUGUGUGUGUGUGUGUGUGUGUGUGUGUGUGUGUGUGUGUGUGUGUGUGUGUGUGUGUGUGUGUGUGUGUGUGUGUGUGUGUGUGUGUGUGUGUGUGUGUGUGUGUGUGUGUGUGUUCUAUCCUCUCGAGCACCACUAUGAUGAGUCCAGUAUGAGUGGCUGUAGUGAGGUGACCACUACACGAUCUGACUCCGAGGCUGUUUGGCCGGUCAUUAAAGAGAGAGAACAAGAGAGAGUGAGAGAGAGAGAGUGAGAGAGUGAGAGAGGGCUAAUGACAGUGUGAGAGGAGGUGCCUGCUUUGCUGCUCAUUAAAAAGAGUCUGUGCUUUUAAUGGGGGGUAUAAACGAGCGUGCGGUUUUAAGUCGUUCAAUUAUUGGGAGGAGAAGAAGAGGCCGUUUUCUGAUCCCUCUGAUCCGAGCGUAGUCCUCCUCCCACACCCACACCUCCAACCUCAAAUUAGACCCACUUACUGAAACCUCUUAGCAGGAAUAAAGUGGUCGGACUUUUUAGUUCAAGUUGCCCGUAGUCUCUUUCCUACUUGAGUAAGAGUACACUCCUAAAAGCUAGUCCUCACAACAGUAGCUUUUUUUUUGGGGGGUUGAGAGGUCAGGCGUCUAGAGCUUUCAGGGAGCGUUGUUGGAGACAGUGUUUUGUUUCUGAUGGCUGCGGAGCCGUCGCAGGGUUGGUGUGUGUGUGUGCGGCUUGUGUGUGUGCGUGUGUGUGUUUUGCCCCUCCUUGAUUACCUCUGUGUAUUAGAAUCCCUUUAGACGCUUUGCAUACUACCUCCUUUGCAAUAAAAGCUUGUUUUGGUUUUUGUACAGCCAGGUAUGAAGUGAGGACCAAAGCCAUGCUUGUAUACUGUAUAUACGAUAUAAGGAGAGGCUUUACUGUAACCACACGUGUGAAGUUUUUCUCAAAGUUGCAUUCACCCUCAUAAAACGCCUCCUGGAUUCAUAGCCAUGCCUAUGACUAUUGGAUUACCUGUUUGUUAGGGCAGACACCAAAAAACACACAUUUUGCAACGGAAAACAAAAAUGAGCAUUUCUGAUUGGACAAAUCCAGAAGUGCCCUCCCUGUUUCAGUCCACCUUCUUCCGUUGGGUGCCUAAUGAACACCACCCAGGUGAGGUGAAGCUCUAAUAAGUUAGUAAUUCUUGUUUUGGUGGGAUGGGAUGUCAACAUGUUUGUUCACAGACAAGCAGACUAUUGGUCAGACAGUCUUUUUGAGCAAACGUUGUAUACACGCAAGGCCACGUGCACUGUACAAGACACUGCAAAUGGCAAAGUGUGAGACCGAUAGAAGUGAAUAAUUAUCAGCUGUUUAGAAUUAAAACAAAACAUUUUUUUGGUGGAGAUUCAAAGAUAUGGAAUUAUUGUCAUGGGAUAUAAUACUGUCUACUUUGAGACCUCGGAAGUAGUUUUUACAUGAACACAAGGUGAAACCAUUUCUGUGUCAGUUACUUUAUAUGGUUGGUUGAAUAUGCAUACAACAGUGUGCUUGCGUAUACCUACACAUACUGUACGUGUAUAUUAAAGAUGAGAAUAGUCAAAUACUUGAAACGGAUAAUAUAGCCUAUCAAGUAGUGUCCUUAAUAAUUAGUGCCCUUAAAUACUGUUGUACAGAAUGACCCUUUAAGAUGAACUCCUAAAAUACACAUUUGUACUCCCAAGUGUGACUUAGCAGAUAUGAGCAGACCACGCGGGAGUGAGAGAGUGAGCAUUUGUGCGUGUGUGUGUGUGUGUGUGUAUGUAAAGUGUGUGUCUGUAUUAUAAUCGUACCGAACCCGUUACAGCGUUAGAUACCAAAUGGCAUUUCCGGUGCACUUAGUCUAGGUUACUGCUUUAACCCGUUAUAACUAUCUUCUGUCUUGUUCUAUUAUUAUAGACAUCCAUGAUUCAUUUAAUAUCAUUUGCUAUGUGUUUUUUUUGGGGGGCGUUUGUUUAUUUUAUUACACUGCUCAGUUCAGUUUUCGAAUGGAGAACGAUAGGCGCAUAAAUAUGUUUCAUAAAGAGCGUGUUUUUAGUCUCUCUCUUUGCUAAAAAAAAAGUAGAACUUCUUCAGUAGAUAGCCAUGGUUACCCUCCCAAAGAACGUGGUGGAAAUCAUUAUUUCUAUUUGGUUGGGGUUUUAACAAUGUCUCCAAGUUGUGUGUGUGUGUGUGUGUGUGUGUUGGCUUUUUAUUUGUAAUGAACUACAUUGUAAUUGGUCCGUAGAUGACAUUAUUUGGAAUGUAUUUGGUUGACAUCUGUAUUUAUUAGUUACAAUGAUCAGAGGAGAAGCAGACAGGAGACGUUUAAUUUGAUUAUUUUCAGAUGUGUUUUUAUACUUUGUUUUCACUGUCCCCGAUGUGAAAGCUCUACCUCGUCUGAGACCUUCUCGGUUCUGUUAAAGUUUUGUACAUCGUUGCAGAAAAUGUAAAGUCAUCAUGUCCACAUUAAAUACACAAAUAUGGCACCAUUCAA
Molecule: messenger RNA, 7225 nt
Organism: Oncorhynchus tshawytscha (Chinook salmon)
Lineage: Eukaryota; Metazoa; Chordata; Actinopteri; Salmoniformes; Salmonidae
Product: zinc finger protein 516
Exons: 6
Coding region: 737-4120 (1127 amino acids)
Biological process (GO): regulation of DNA-templated transcription
Cellular component (GO): nucleus
Molecular function (GO): RNA polymerase II cis-regulatory region sequence-specific DNA binding; DNA-binding transcription factor activity, RNA polymerase II-specific
Source: RefSeq, a predicted model, not a curated record